AUGCUUCUCAAGUCUCUUUCCCUCGCUUCUGCGGCCGGUCUUGCCGUUGCCUCUCCCAUGAGUCGACGGGAUGCAUACCCACCACUCUCUACAAGCACAUUCUUCACUCUCGUCGCCAAUGUAACCGAUACCACAAAGAACAUUUUCGAUCCGCCGGUGAAUGGCUGGUCUCUGAGCGGUGUUCACUCUGGCGCGGGCUUGAACGCGGCCAUUCUGAGCGCCAACGGGGGCGCAACCUUUUUCGUCAACGGAACCGGGCAGGAAGUCUCGAGCGCUUCCACAUCAGUCGCGCUGCCGCCCAUAGCCAGCACCGACGGCAACGGGCAGCCCUACUAUACGCCGCAGGGUCUGCAGUUCUCCGACUCGACCACAUCCGACGAGGUCUACAUUGGACUCAACUUUGGGCUCGGCACCAAGGGCGCAGGCAUCACCCCCGGACUGCGCAGCCCUUAUGCUGACCUGUUUGGACCUUUUGGCAGCACUCUGGUCGUCUGCAAUGAGACGGCACCGGCCUACACUCGCCCUCAGUACCCUGUCCGCGGUGAGACGGUCGUGCCCGACAACUGUGUCGCCAUCAAGCUGCUUGCGCAGUGCGCUUCUGGCCCAACCCUCGAGGGCGUCGAGGAGCUCAACAUCAUUACCGAGGACGUCAAGUGCUAUGAAGAUGUUUCUGCCAUUGAUUGGAGCCAAUACUAA
Pestalotiopsis fici W106-1 is the source of this 696-nucleotide messenger RNA. RefSeq lists its product as uncharacterized. The coding region runs from base 1 to 696 and encodes 231 amino acids. NCBI's taxonomy places the organism in Eukaryota, Fungi, Ascomycota, Sordariomycetes, Amphisphaeriales, Sporocadaceae. The transcript has a single exon. The record is from RefSeq and is a predicted model, not a curated record.